Messenger RNA from Jaminaea rosea, 701 nucleotides. RefSeq lists its product as hypothetical. The record is from RefSeq and is a predicted model, not a curated record. The transcript has a single exon. Bases 265 to 651 code for a protein of 128 amino acids. NCBI's taxonomy places the organism in Eukaryota, Fungi, Basidiomycota, Exobasidiomycetes, Microstromatales.
GUGGUAGACUUGCUAGAAGAGCGCAACGGUUGGCAACGAGAUUGUUGCUGGGUUUUGACGCAUUCAAUUGCUCCCCCUUCGUCUCGUUCCCCCUCCGUCCCUACUGCGUACUCAGGUAGACGCCCGUCUAUUAUACACAUAUACAAUACACACGCGUGCUUCCCUUCUAUUCAAAGCGACACCCUAUACACUCUCCACAAGCUCUCCCCGGACUACCACUUUUCUGUAACAUUAUGCUUCCUCCUCAUACCUUUGCUGAUAGUCAUGCCAUCUUUGCUACUACUCACAAUAACGCUCCUGCGAGCCCGCAUCAACUCUGCCGUGAUGAGAGUCGGCCGUCUUUCAACUGACCCAGUCAGCGUGAUGCUCGCGCACGCUGGUUUAUCACAUUGCAUCGCGAUCACGAUGACAAGUCGGAUGGAUGAUCACUCAUUGCAAUCAAGUCCAGUAAAUCUGGGUCGUCAGCGAGACGAGACUGUUGACGCCCACCUGAUCGAUGCUUCCUUUGUUCGUCGCUCUACGCCGCCCGCUCUCAUCUCCGAUGGAUCGCGACUGCCGAGCCUGUGUGAUCAAUUGACGAGGCAAUCCAAACUUGAGACGCGGCCAAUACUGGAUGAUGACGAUGGAAGUGAUGUAUAUGCUCAAAGAUAGGGAGACAAGUAGGCAGUCAAAGCCUGAGUUCGCUCUGAUCGUAAUGGGGU